UCUCCGCCCGCCCCCGAGAGACUGAGCGAGCGGCGAGAUUGCGGGCGAGAAACGCGGAGCCGAGGCACCGAGGAGCUGGGGAGCGCAGCGCGGCCCGAGGCGGGAGCGGCCCCGCGUCCGGAGCGCGCCGGAGGGGCCGAGCUGCCCGCGCAGCGCCCGCCGCGGGCAGCGCAGCCCCGGCCGCAGACUCUCGCCCAGGGGUUGCAGAGGGAGCUGCUCUGGCGCUGACCCAGCACAGAAAACCAUCAGGGUGACCUUGAGCCGCAAAACUGCUGUCCACUUGGACCAGGGCUGACAUCACACGUCCGUCUGCCAGGACCCCUGCGUCCAAACUCCGAGACAUGGCGACCAAUGGCAGCAAGGUGGCCGAUGGGCAGAUCUCCACGGAGGUCAGCGAGGUCCCCGUGGCCAAUGACAAGCCCAAAACACUGGUGGUCAAGGUGCAGAAAAAGGCGGCGGACCUUCCAGACCGGGACACAUGGAAGGGCCGCUUCGACUUCCUCAUGUCCUGCGUGGGCUACGCCAUCGGGCUGGGCAACGUCUGGAGGUUCCCAUAUCUCUGCGGGAAAAACGGUGGCGGGGCCUUCCUGAUCCCCUACUUCUUGACGCUCAUCUUUGCGGGGGUCCCGCUCUUCCUGCUGGAGUGCUCCCUGGGCCAGUACACGUCCAUCGGGGGCCUGGGGGUGUGGAAGCUGGCCCCCAUGUUCAAGGGUGUGGGCCUUGCCGCUGCUGUGCUGUCGUUCUGGCUGAACAUCUACUACAUUGUCAUCAUCUCUUGGGCCAUCUACUACCUGUACAAUUCCUUCACCACAACGCUGCCGUGGAAACAGUGUGACAACCCCUGGAACACAGACCGCUGCUUCUCCAACUACAGCAUCGUCAACACCAGCACCAUGACCAGCGCCGUGGUGGAGUUCUGGGAGCGCAACAUGCAUCAGAUGACAGACGGGCUGGAUAAGCCAGGUCAAAUCCGCUGGCCUCUGGCCAUCACCCUGGCCAUCGCCUGGAUCCUUGUGUAUUUCUGUAUCUGGAAGGGUGUUGGCUGGACUGGAAAGGUGGUCUACUUCUCUGCCACGUAUCCCUACAUCAUGCUGAUCAUCCUGUUCUUCCGCGGAGUGACGCUCCCCGGGGCCAAGGAGGGCAUCCUCUUCUACAUCACGCCCAACUUCCGCAAGCUGUCGGACUCUGAGGUGUGGCUGGAUGCAGCUACCCAGAUCUUUUUCUCUUAUGGGCUGGGCCUGGGAUCCCUGAUCGCUCUAGGCAGCUACAACUCUUUCCACAACAACGUCUACAGGGACUCCGUCAUCGUCUGCUGCAUCAAUUCCUGCACCAGCAUGUUCGCAGGAUUUGUUAUCUUCUCCAUCGUGGGCUUCAUGGCCCACGUCACCAAGAGGUCCAUUGCUGAUGUGGCGGCCUCAGGCCCUGGGCUGGCGUUCCUGGCAUAUCCGGAGGCGGUGACACAGCUGCCCAUCUCUCCCCUCUGGGCCAUCCUCUUCUUCUCCAUGCUGCUCAUGCUGGGCAUUGACAGCCAGUUCUGCACCGUGGAAGGCUUCAUCACUGCCCUGGUGGAUGAGUACCCCAGGCUGCUCCGCAACCGCAGGGAGCUCUUCAUUGCCGCCGUCUGCAUCGUCUCCUACCUGAUCGGCCUGUCUAACAUCACCCAGGGGGGCAUUUAUGUCUUCAAACUCUUCGAUUACUACUCCGCCAGUGGCAUGAGCCUGCUGUUCCUCGUGUUCUUUGAAUGUGUCUCCAUUUCCUGGUUUUAUGGUGUCAACCGAUUCUAUGACAACAUCCAAGAGAUGGUUGGCUCCAGGCCCUGCAUCUGGUGGAAGCUCUGCUGGUCCUUCUUCACCCCCAUCAUUGUGGCGGGUGUGUUCAUUUUCAGUGCUGUGCAGAUGACCCCUCUCACCAUGGGAAGCUACGUUUUUCCCAAGUGGGGCCAGGGUGUGGGCUGGCUCAUGGCCCUGUCUUCCAUGGUCCUCAUCCCGGGGUACAUGGCCUACAUGUUCCUCACCUUAAAGGGCUCCCUGAAGCAGCGCAUCCAGGUCAUGAUCCAGCCCAGCGAAGACAUUGUCCGCCCCGAGAAUGGUCCAGAGCAGCCCCAGGCCAGCGGCUCCGCCAGCAAAGAGGCCUACAUCUAGGGGUGCAGGGCGGCUCGCCCACCCACACUCUCACCCCGACCCUGGCUGCACACGACCACCACUUGAUGUCUGAAGAUACCGUCUAUCUCAACCUACCUCGAGUGGCGAGUCCAGACACCAUCACCACGCAAAGAGAGGGAGGUGGGGACAGUCACACCCCCGUGGGCCCCGCCGUGGGCAAAGAAGAUGCCCGAUGGCUCCAGCACCUGCGGGCUGGUGACCUUUUUAAUCUGGGCCCCAUCAGCAUCAAGCAGUUCGGCCUGUGUGACCGCUGUGAUAGAUCAUUUUUAUCCCGCCAGCGAGUGUGAUGUGGAGAGGCCGCACACUCCUGGCUUUUAGUUGUAUUCCUGACUGUUCUCUUACUGCCGAAACCCAUGACUGUUAUCUCGGACUUGGCAGGAGUUCGGUUCCGUCGGAACACUGCUCUGUGCACAUGAAAAGGGCAUUUUGUAUAAUGGACAUUUCCAGGGAGAGCUCACUCUUAAGAGCAGAGAGCCAGCAGAGCUCUUUCAUUUUUUGGUUUUCUCCUUCCCGAGGCAGCUUGACAACCCCCAGCCCCUUCGGUAUUCCCAGAACUGUUUUCUCAAGCACUCCGCCCAGUGUCCUGUUUCCCUGCCGCCGGCGGAAUGAGCAUCUGUGCACUAAGCUUUCCUGGCCCCCCCGCCCCCCCACUUCUCACCACGCCAUUCUGAUUGCGCCUGGCCCAACAGCGAUCGCUCCCGAUGGGCGCUGCUCCUCGGAAAACUGCCACAAGCACAACUGAUUUUUUUAAUCACCAUUCCGGCGACCUCAGAUCCCGCUGGGGAAAUUCCCUAAUCAGGAGCCCCAGUUUCUCCUAGGCUGCCCGGCUUUGCAGAGCACCGAACAGUUGCAGAGGAAAUCAAAGUGAGGCUCCGUCCUUGAGGCAAAGUGGAUCCAGCGAUCUUUCUGUCUCCUUCUUAAAACGUCUCCCUCACUGCAACCCCAGUCAAGGCUGCUGCCCUCUCCCCUUCCCUGAAGUCCCCCAGUGAGAAUCUCCUCACUGCCACUAAAACCUGCCAGCCCAGUAAAUGAGGAGCUAGUGUUAAUCCAGACCUGCCCCGCCACGUGCUUCCGAGAUUAAAGCUGCUUCGUUGGGAAGUAGUAUUUGUUCCGUUCCAGAACUGGGCUCCACAGUGGUGGCAGCAAAUCGGGUGAAGACAGUUUCUUGCAAGCUCCAGCAACUCAGCGCUUCUCAUUUGCCAGGAACAUGGGUUCCCAUGUAGCAAAUCGUAUGUUGUGCCCUGUACUCCUUAGCUAGUUAACUCACGAGUUGUGUUUUACGACUAAUCCUUAAUAACUAUGGUAAAUAACUGUGACUGUGGGUCUUUUAAUCUGUCAUCCUCGUCCAGAAGUGACCAGCAUACCAGUUCUUGCAAUAAGGUAUUACCCUCAGAAUAUUAAGCACAUUCUUGUAGAGAAAAAACAAAAAGUCUGUGUACACAUAUAAAUGCACACAUAUGUACAUUCCUCCUCAUGCUUGGUACAUAGGGUCUCAUUUGAUAUUGUGUAGGAAAUCUAAAAGCUUUUCCUGAAGUCAUCUGUAAAAUAGUCUCAUUACUAAGGCAUCCCAAAUGCCAACUGGUGAAUCCAGGAUCAAAAUGCAUAUGUAUUGUUAAAUUAUAGGGUUUAGAACAAAAGGAACCCUUCACUGUGUCUCAUGGUCCCACCCCCCAUCCUUUGUGUGAAUUCCUUUAGAAUAAGGGCAGGAAGACUUCUAACUUUCUCUUUGUUCUUCAUUCUGAAACUAAGAACAAGUCUUUCGAAGACAAAUGCAGCAUAUUUAAUGUUUGUAAUCAAAUCUAAGUGAGAUGUUUGGCACGAAAUCCCUUAACUGAUUUCCAUCCAAACCUACUUAUAUAGCACAAUAUUAUGUGUCGUACAAUUACUGUGAGAACUGUGAAUAUGUGUAACUUUUUUUAGUAUUUGCCCUGGGGAGGGAAAGAUAUUGUAUUAUCAUAUAUGCUUUUUUUUGCAAUAAGGAUUUAUUCUCAGAACACCAAGUAAAUCUAUCUCUAUAUUAAAAAAUAUAUGUAAUAUAUACAUAUUCAAACUAUAUACAGAGCCUGUUUUAAAAAAAAUUACAGUAUUAUUUAGUAAAAUUAUCUGUUCUAUGGACCAAAUGUAAAAUAUUUAUACAUGAAGAUGCAUUUUAAAUGUCUAUAAAUGGUGUUAUAACUAGAGCACGGGCGUUAUGUACGUUUCUAAGAAUAUAGAGGAAAAAUAAUAAAGGUUCUAUGAUAUCCAA
Messenger RNA from Delphinapterus leucas (beluga whale), 4407 nucleotides. RefSeq names its product solute carrier family 6 member 1 (gene SLC6A1). Gene Ontology annotation, biological process: nitrogen compound transport; sodium ion transmembrane transport; neurotransmitter transport. Gene Ontology annotation, molecular function: gamma-aminobutyric acid:sodium:chloride symporter activity. The record is from RefSeq and is a predicted model, not a curated record. Lineage: Eukaryota; Metazoa; Chordata; Mammalia; Artiodactyla; Monodontidae. Gene Ontology annotation, cellular component: cell surface; plasma membrane; axon.